Molecule: messenger RNA, 723 nt
Organism: Yamadazyma jaroonii
Lineage: Eukaryota; Fungi; Ascomycota; Pichiomycetes; Serinales; Debaryomycetaceae
Source: the annotation of a GenBank genome assembly
AUGUCGGUUUCCGGAUGUUCGUUAGUUUCCGCGCAUCAUCAAAAGUUUAACCACAGAAACCUCACAUUUAACUUAAUCAUGAGAGUGUUAAUAUUAGGUUCCACAGGUCUUGUUGGGAAUGAAGUAUUAAAGAAAUUGGUUGAAAAUAAGUCAGUUGAAUCUAUUACCACUAUAACUAGGUCCAAAGUGGAAAUUGAAAAUGAAAAGAUUAAGCAAGUUGUCUUGCCUUUAGAUCAGUGGUUUACAGAUAGCAACAAUUUCAAAGAUAUCGAUGUUGCUAUUAGUUCUUUCGGAACUACCAGAGCUGCUGCUGGAGGAAUUGACAACUUCAAAAAGAUUGAUUACGGUACAAACCUUGACUUUGCUAAGGCUUGUAAAAGUCAAGAAGUUUCUAAAUUUAUCUUGGUUAGUACUGGAAUGGCAAAUCCGAACUCCAUGUUUCCAUAUUUGAGGAUCAAAGGUGAAUUAGAAAGAGACAUUGAGGCAUUGGGUUUUGAUGAUUAUUUCUUCUUAAGACCUGGUGGUUUGAUUGGUAAAAGAAAGCCUGGUAAGUCUAAAGGUUUUGGUGAGGGUUUAAUGCAAAAACUUGGUGUUCAUUGGCCAUUUAGCCUCGCUAUCAGGCCAACGAAAGUGGAAAUCAUAGCCGACUAUAUCAAUCUUCUUAUCAGCAAAGAAGGUAAAAAAGUAUGUGAAUAUGAUGAUAUAAUGAAUAGCAAAGUUUAA